AUGAUGAACGGGAUGCAAGCUCUCGAUUACUGGCAAGAAUACUUCAACCAUCCCAAAGGAGGCCAACUGGGAUUGUUAGUUGCAUGCUACAACCUCGGGGCUAUCUCGAGUAUUCCGCUCGUUGCUCUCGUUUCAGAUCAUCUUGGAAGGCGAAAGAGUAUCGUCCUUGGAUCUACUAUCAUGAUCAUCGGAGCAGUUAUGCAGGGCCUGUCACAAAACCUUCCGAUGUUUAUCUUCAGUAGAAUCUUUUUAGGUCACGGUAUCGUUUACGCUAUCAUAUCCGGUGCCGCCCUUCUUGGCGAGUUAGGUCAUCCCAAAGAACGUCAGUUCUUGGGAAGUCUUUUCAACGCAUUCUUUGGAGUAGGCUCCGUACUUGGUGCUGGUAUAGUCGUACGUACGCUCCUCAUUCCGAGCGACUGGUCUUGGCGCCUUCCCUCCAUCCUUCAAGCUGUUCCAUCUGUCAUUCAGGUUGUGUUCGCUUUUACAGUACCAGAAAGUCCCCGAUGGCUCGUCUCGAAAGACCGCAGUGAAGAAGCUCUCGAGAUAUUGAUCAAGUAUCAUGCAGAGGGCGAUGCUUCCGCUGAGCUUCCUCACCUUGAAAUUGCCGAGAUUCGUAAAGCGUUGGAAUUGGAAAACGAGUCGCGACAACGUGGCUGGGCUGAACUCUUCCAAUCGAAAGGCAUGCGACAUCGCGCCCUUGUCGCCGCUGGACUUGGCGUCUUUGUCCAGUAUAGUGGUAACAAUCUCAUCAGCCAGUACCUUGUCCCUAUUCUGGAAAAGAUCGGUAUCGAAGACAGCCACACCCAAGUGCGCUACAACGUCGGCUCCGAAGCAUGGGGCUUCCUUAUGGCACUUGUCAUGGCGACCAUCACACCUCGAUAUCCACGACGCAGGAUGUACUUACUGUGUGCUAGCUGCUUGUUAUGCGUAUACACUGCUUGGACUAUCGCACAGGCCCGUAACCGAAUGACUGGAUCAAAAGAAACUGGCUACGCUGUGCUUGUCAUGAUCUUCCUCUACAAGCCCGCAUACAACAUCGCCUACAAUGCUCUCACCUACGUCUACAUGGUUGAGAUCUUCCCAUACUAUGUGCGUACCAAAGGCCUUUCGUGGUUCCAGCUCUUCAAUCGCUGCUCCGUCAUGCUGGGUUCCUUCACCAACCCUAUCGGACUCCAAGACCUUGACUGGAAGUUCCUCUUCGUGUAUAUUGCUUUGUUAUCUUGCGAGAUCGUCUUCAUCUACUUCUUGUUCCCGGAGACAUACGGAAAGACGUUGGAAGAACUCACGUUCCUGUUCGAAAGUGAGAAGGAAGACCGCGAGGCGCUCGCUGCAACCACCGCCAAGGUCAUGGGUCAAGAAGGCAACGUCACUGAGCUUCACGAGGCGCCGGAGAAGAAGGCUUAG
This is a messenger RNA of Alternaria postmessia, 1404 nucleotides long. RefSeq lists its product as uncharacterized. The transcript has 5 exons. Gene Ontology annotation, molecular function: carbohydrate:proton symporter activity. Bases 1 to 1404 code for a protein of 467 amino acids. The record is from RefSeq and is a predicted model, not a curated record. Lineage: Eukaryota; Fungi; Ascomycota; Dothideomycetes; Pleosporales; Pleosporaceae. Gene Ontology annotation, biological process: transmembrane transport; carbohydrate transport. Gene Ontology annotation, cellular component: membrane.